Ctenocephalides felis (cat flea) is the source of this 1006-nucleotide messenger RNA. RefSeq lists its product as uncharacterized. The coding region runs from base 223 to 732 and encodes 169 amino acids. The transcript has 6 exons. The record is from RefSeq and is a predicted model, not a curated record. Lineage: Eukaryota; Metazoa; Arthropoda; Insecta; Siphonaptera; Pulicidae.
CAAAAUGUUGCUUUGUUUAUAUUUAACGUGAAGGCACAUUGGAAAUUAUUAUUUGGAUACAAGAAAUUCGACUGAAACGAUAUAAUCAUCAAGAUUAAACCAUGUGACAACAUCGUUAUACUAUAAACCAGUGUUUUAGAUCCAUUGUCAUCAUUUUGCAGAAGGUUAAUAUCGAGUAAUACAUUUCCAUAAUCAAGGAUUGAUAAGGGAAUAACAGAUACAAUGGCAGGCUUGGAAUUGGCUUUAGACUUAUCACGAUCAACAUUCUCUUUUGAUGCAUUAGGCCGUAAUGCAUACAAACAGUCUUCACUGAGUUCCAGAAUUUUGAGUUGUCACGAUAUACAUGGACUUCAAUAUGUUCCAGGAGAGUUUGGGGGCUAUCAAACGGUCCUUAAGAAAGAUCUUCAUCCUAUAUCUUCGUUAGCUAUGCUUGCUUAUAGCAGUAGCGAGUCAGAGAGAAGUCAUUCCACAAGCAGUGAAACGAGUGGCUUCAAUUCCAUGAGAUCUUUUUCUCCAAUUGAAUCAAUAUCGAUGAAGCUCAAAUUUAAUGAAGCAAAAUUAGAACCUGUGAUGUUCGAAUCACGUAAUAUUUUGGAUCUAAAUGGAAAUGUAAGAGGAGACAACAUCCCAUUUUAUACCCCUGCCAAAACCAAUCAGAACUAUUUUUCCUACAACAAAUGUACAACUAAACGAUCUGAAUGCCCUGACUGCGGAUUUGAAACACUGGACUAAUUUUAUCAAUUUCUGACUUAUCACAAUGUGAUAUUUUAUUCAAUUAUAUUAAUUAAUAAUCUAAAAUGACGGACCAACGUUUCAUGUUGGCUACUUAAUAAUAUACUCUUUCAUUUAUACUUUUAUAUAGAUAUGUAAGUUGUGAUACAAAGUACUGUGACUCAUUAUAAAUCGACUGACAAAUUCAUGAUCUAUGAAUCUCGUGCCUUAUAGGUGCUGUGCAAUAAUAAGCUUUAAAAUAUUUUAGUCAUAGUUAAUAUUUAUUAUAUUUAUA